UAGGGUUUCUCACUCGUCUUCUGCUCUCUGAGCACGCCAAUCUGUUCCUCAGAUUCAACCCUUCGCAUUGAGCCAAUGGGAAAAGCAUUCGACGUGGGAGCCGUUCCGUUCAACUCCGACGGCUGGGGACCACCGGAAACAGCGGCCGCCGGCGGUAGCAGCAACCUUCCUCUCAACGUUCCCUUUGCCCCCUUCUCCCGUUCUGACAAAUUGGGCCGCAUCGCCGACUGGACCCGCAAUUUCAACAACCCGACCCGCUCCAAGAACCCCGCAGAUUCCGUCUUCGACUUCACCAACGAUGACUCCUUCCCGGCCUCCGCUGACGACGACGCCUCAUUCCGCCUCGUCGAUGGCAAGCCUCCACCGCGCCCCAAAUUCGGCCCUAAGUGGCGUUUCCAGCAGCAGCGUCAGCUUCCGCAGCGCCGCGACGAGGAGGUCGAAGCCCGAAAACGCGAACAGGAGAAGGAACGCGCACGUCGCGAUAGGCUAUACCACAUGAACCGCUCAAACCCUAAUGCGCCGCGUCGUGAAGCCGCUGUUUUCAAAUCCUCUGUGGAUAUCCAACCGGAAUGGAACAUGCACGACCAGAUCCCCUUCUCCACGUUCUCUAAACUCUCCUUCACCGUUCCCGAGCCUGAAGACCUUCUCCUCUGUGGUGCUCUCGAAUACUACGAUCGUACCUACGAUCGCAUCACACCCAAAAACGAACGCCGCCUGGAACGUUUCAAGAAUCGGAACUUCUUCAAGGUCACCACUACUGACGACCCUGUUAUACGCAGACUCGCGAACGAGGACAAAGCCACUGUUUUUGCCACCGACACUAUUCUCUCCACUCUCAUGUGUGCCCCAAGGUCUGUAUAUUCGUGGGAUAUUGUCGUUCAGCGCGUUGGGAACAAGCUUUUCUUUGAUAAGCGUGAUGGGUCGCAGCUUGAUUUGCUUUCCGUUCACGAGACCUCUCAGGAGCCACUGCCUGAGGCUAAGGAUGAUAUUAACUCUGCUCAUUCGUUGAGCGUUGAGGCUGCCUAUAUUAACCAGAACUUCUCGCAGCAGGUUCUGAUCAGGGAUGGGAACAAGGUUACUUUUGAUGAGGCUAAUCCUUUUGCUAACGAGGGUGAGGAGGUUGCUUCUGUGGCUUAUAGGUAUAGGAGGUGGAAGCUUGAUGAUGAUAUGUAUCUUGUUGCGAGGUGUGAGGUGCACAGUGUGGUUGAUGUGAAUAAGCAGCGGUCGUUCCUUACUUUGAAUGCUUUAAAUGAGUUUGAUCCUAAGUAUUCGGGUGUGGAUUGGAGGCAGAAGUUGGAGACUCAGAGGGGUGCCGUGUUGGCCACUGAGCUUAAAAACAAUGCGAAUAAGUUGGCUAAGUGGACUGCUCAGGCUCUUUUGGCUAGCGCGGAUAUGAUGAAGUUGGGGUAUGUGUCUAGGAUUCAUCCCCGUGAUCAUUUUAAUCAUGUGAUUUUGGCUGUGGUAGGGUAUAAGCCCAGGGACUUUGCAGCACAGAUCAAUUUGAAUACUGCUAAUAUGUGGGGUAUUGUGAAGUCUAUAGUUGAUUUGUGCAUGAAAUUGAACGAGGGAAAAUAUGUCCUUGUGAAGGAUCCGUCCAAACCUCAAGUUAGGAUCUAUGAGGUUCCGGCUGAUGCGUUUGAAAAUGAUUAUGUGGAGGAGCCACUUCCGGAGGAUGAACAAGCUCAGCCUCCGGCGGAGGGUACUGAGGAGGCAGAAACUGGUACCACCAAUGAUGUGGAAGAUAAGCAGAUAGACGUUCAAGCUUGAGAGGUCAUGGAUGAAAUGUGGUUCUUGGGGUCGGUGCAGGUCAGAUGUGUAUCGGAGCUGAUGGCCGUUCAUUUGGGAUCAGAUCACGCUCAGAAUAACAACAUUUUUUUGUCGGCCAAAAUUUUGCAAUUAACUUUUUUGAAUCAAAAGUUACAAUCCGAACUGAGUUUUUUUAUGCUACCGCGGUUUAUGAGUAACAGACCUUAUCCUUCAA
Vigna angularis (adzuki bean) is the source of this 1981-nucleotide messenger RNA. RefSeq names its product eukaryotic translation initiation factor 3 subunit D. The record is from RefSeq and is a predicted model, not a curated record. Gene Ontology annotation, cellular component: eukaryotic translation initiation factor 3 complex; cytoplasm. Gene Ontology annotation, biological process: translational initiation. Bases 76 to 1767 code for a protein of 563 amino acids. The transcript is spliced from 2 exons. Gene Ontology annotation, molecular function: translation initiation factor activity. NCBI's taxonomy places the organism in Eukaryota, Viridiplantae, Streptophyta, Magnoliopsida, Fabales, Fabaceae.